AUGGCAUUGGGGAUCAGCUUGUGGGUGCUCCACUCGAAGGUGGAAGCCGGCGACAUCUGCAAAGGGAUAAGCAAACCGGACCCGGAGUCCUGUCCCAUUUACUGCCUCAUAACCGACCCGGUCUGCGGUGCUGAUGGCUACACCUAUUGGUGCGGCUGCGUCGAAGCCAUGUGUGCCGAGACUCAGGUCGUGCGAUCUGGACAGUGCUGA
Linum tenue is the source of this 210-nucleotide messenger RNA. The record is from the annotation of a GenBank genome assembly. Lineage: Eukaryota; Viridiplantae; Streptophyta; Magnoliopsida; Malpighiales; Linaceae.